UAUCAUAUAUUACCUUUAAAACAAAACAAGAAAACGAAAAUAGACCGAUAAAACAUCAACUCAGCAUUCAGCAAGGUAAAAUAAAAUUAUAGCCACCACUCAGCAGCGUAAGUCUGCAGCUGCUGUGACAUAAUUUUCGAUGGCGAAUUCUUCUGCUGUCAAACAUAUUUCAGAAUGUUUCAUCAAGCCGAAACUCGUUGACAGUAUUUCUAAACAGCCUUACUAUGUAUCCCCUGGUGAUCUAGCCAUGCUCUCAGCUCAUUACAUACAGAAGGGUCUUCUGUUCACCAAACCUUCAGUAACAGAUGAAGAAUUCGACAUAGAAACCUUCCUAGAAAAGCUUAAGGAUUCUCUUUCUCGCACUCUCGUUUAUUUCUAUCCAUUUGCAGGCCAGCUUGCUACACAGAUAGAUGAAGAUCAGCAUACUAGCUUGAUCUCCAUCGAUUGUGAGAAGGGUUCUGGAGCUAGAUUUAUUCAUGCUACUUUAGAUAUGACCAUUGAGGAUAUUCUGUCUCCUACAGAUGUUCCUGAGGUAGUAAAAUCGUUCUUUGAUCACCAUAAGGCUGUCAAUCAUGAUGGGCAUACUAGGCCGUUGUUAUCAGUUCAGGUAACAGAGCUUGUUGAUGGAAUUUUCAUUGGUUGUUCAAUGAAUCAUGUGGUAGCAGAUGGAACUUCUUACUGGAAUUUCUGGAACAUAUGGUCAGAGAUACAUAGGCAACAUAGUCCUAUCUCAGAGUCGAAGCUACCCAUUCAUAAACGGUGGUUUCCUGAAGGACAUGGUCCGCGGAUUACCAUUCCCUUUACCCACCCCGAUGAGUACAUAAGCAGAUAUGAAGCACCUCCACUAAGAGAGAAAAUGUUCCAUUUUUCAUCCGAGUCAACAUCAAAGCUCAAAGCAAAGGCAAAUAUGCAGGUCAAGGAAACCAAUAAAGAAAUUUCGUCAUUACAAGCAUUAUCUGCACUUGUCUGGAGGUCUAUUACAAGGGCACGCCAUUUAGGAGGUGAUCAAAAGACUCUCUGCUCCAUGGAUGCUAACCUUAGGCAGAGGUUAGAUCCUCCCUUGCCUCAGAGUUAUUUUGGGAAUUCAAUUUGGGUGGCUAAAGCUGCUGCGACAGCUGAUGAAGUGCUUGAACAUAGUUUAGGAUGGACAGCGGAAGUACUGCAGAAAGCAGUAUUAGAGCUGACGGACAAAAGGGUGCAAAGUGUGUUCAACGCAUGGAUGAAGUCUCCAUUUGUGUAUCAGAUAGGUACAUUUUUCGAGCCAAAUAGCAUUGUGAUCGGAAGCUCUCCGAGAUUUGAUAUGUAUGGGAAUGACUUUGGAAUAGGUAAGCCAGUGGCAGCCCGUAGUGGCAAUGCUAACAAGUUUCCCGGAAAAGUGACAGCAUAUCCAGGAAGUGAUGGGGAAAGAAGCAUAGAUUUGGAAAUAUGUCUACCACCUGAUGUAAUGAGCUCUCUUGAAUCAGACAAGGAGUUCAUAGCUCUUGCCACCAGAAGCUAAUACAUAAUUUCAUAAGCAUUUCAGUGUAGGCUUUUUCUCUUUUAUUUUGAGUGUGGGUGUUAAAUUGAGGUUUGGCGACCAAACUUGUAGCAUCCUUUGCUAUGAGAAUAAUAAAGAUGUGAUCAAUCUA
Molecule: messenger RNA, 1628 nt
Organism: Beta vulgaris subsp. vulgaris (sugar beet)
Lineage: Eukaryota; Viridiplantae; Streptophyta; Magnoliopsida; Caryophyllales; Amaranthaceae
Exons: 3
Coding region: 140-1498 (452 amino acids)
Source: RefSeq, a predicted model, not a curated record